GAACAACUUAAGGGGCCGUCCACUCUCUACAUUCUUUUCCCGUCGUUCCUUUCGGCAUAGUCACAUUUGCUCGCCUUCCAAAAAUUGGUUGCUCUUCCCCGAGGCCGCGGCACCCUACCUCCUAGCACCUUCCUUGAACACAACAACUCGCGCUCCAGUCCAAUCUCACUCGGACUCUGAUCAGAGAAAUCCCCAAAGUCCACACCUCUUCAUCUCUACGCUUCCAACCUGCAUUCACUCAAACUCACAGCCCUCCAUGUCGUCCUGCGCAAGCACAAUGCAGUCGCAGUUCGUCGUCGGUGCAUUGAGAGCACAGCUGCCUGCUAUCAAGCAGCUCUUCUUGCGUGGACAGUACCGGCAGUGUGCAGCGGCCGCGCAGUCCCUUCUUCUCGAGAUAAGCCGAGACGAGCCACGCAUGCACGUCGCUUUUCUGCACUUCUAUGUCGCCCUCUCGCACCAUGAAACCUCGCGAAACAUGCGUAUUUUGAACGACCAGCGACAGUCGUCCCUGGAACUGGCCGAGAAGCAUUAUGUGGCCGCCCUAGAGUCGCUGUAUAUGCUGCCAACUACUACCGAGCUUGAAACCAUCGAUGAGGUAUCUGAUCACUCAGGAGAUGAAGACAGUAUGGUGGAGUCUUGCAAUCCUUCAAACCGCAGCUCCAUUAAUCAUAAACGCUCUUCCCUAGACUCCAGCUUGACCGACGACACAUCGGUAUACAGUGACGACGAGUCCGAUUCAGCAUUUCCUCCAACGCCAAAGAUGUUCAACCGCUCUCCACCAUCUCGUAACUUCCUAGACGACCUCACUCUGCCUUCUCAGAAGCUAUUCCGCAACCCGUCAUUAACAUCGAUUCCGAGUCCUGAGAUUGAACGCUACAACGUCAACCUCACCAGCUUCACUAGCAUGCUACACUCGCAUAUCUACGCGGUUCGCUCGCUCCAGAAAGCUCAGGCGGCAGAGGACACGGGCCAUUCUAUCUCUCAGGGAUGGCAUGCCGUUCCGUACACAAGCUCUGGACCUCGGUAUUCCGGGACUGCCAAGAACGGGUCAAAGUUUGCUCACUUCGUCAGAGGUCGUGCGAAGCUUCUCCCACGGCAGAGGUUCGAUUCCAGAAAAUACGAGGAUCUCUGCCGAAAGGCACUCGCAGAGCUGUGACAUCCUGAGGUGACAGACUUGCCGAACUUAUAACCGCCCACACGAUAUCCAGUAUGCUAGACGAUUGAGACGAUGAAGGGACUGGUGCUCAUGAUGCAGAAGACGCGACAUGAUUUGGAAUGGUAUGGUUAUCCGUGGACGAGACGUUAGGCUCGGUUUCGACUGCCUUGAGAUUAGGGCGGCAAGGCGUUCAGAUGAUUGCGUGGUCUUUCACAACAGCAUGGGCGUUAUUAUGGAUACCCUGACUCUUCUUACCAGCUGGUUUGAACAGCGUAAUGCGGUUUGGUCCACUGGCUGUGCCUUGAUUUCCUUGAGCUUUUUUCUUUGCGUUACUUGCUUUGUUUGCUCUAGUAUACUAUUUUAACUCAAUUAAUGAUGGUCAAAGGUAGCAAAGGGUAUACCUAUAGCUUUGAGAUGAUAGCGAGAACACAUUUGUAAGAAUAGAGAACGAUGAAGCAGUCUUGAGCAUAA
This is a messenger RNA of Mytilinidion resinicola, 1627 nucleotides long. RefSeq lists its product as uncharacterized. Bases 278 to 1156 code for a protein of 292 amino acids. The transcript is spliced from 2 exons. Lineage: Eukaryota; Fungi; Ascomycota; Dothideomycetes; Mytilinidiales; Mytilinidiaceae. The record is from RefSeq and is a predicted model, not a curated record.